AGAAAGAGCCCUUCGCAAACCGCGAGAUCCCCGUCUCCCCCAAAAUCUUCCCAAAUCCAUCUGCUACCCUGCUCUGCCCAUCUAUCUCCGAGGAGCUCGAGCUCGCAGUACCCCGGCCUAAGGAACGCCCCGUGCCCCACUGGAGUCGUGGAAGCUACGGCAAGUGUGGGGAUCCGGCUGAUGCGGCGGCGGCAAUGGGCGUCUGGGACUCCAUCCUCCGCGGCGGCGGCCAGCGCUUCAUCAAGCGCAAGGACAGCGACGCCGGCGAGGCAGGUCGGGCACUGGAGGAACUGAGAGGUUCACUGUUCAAUGAUUUUCAUACUUUGGAAGGGGCCAAGCGCCAGCAGCAGAGGUUUUGUGGCCCUAUCGUUGCAUUGACAUUCAACUUUGUGGUUGCUGUUGGGAUCAUCAUGGCAAACAAAAUGGUGAUGGGAACUGUUGGAUUUAACUUCCCAGUUGCACUGUCAUUAAUUCAUUACCUAUUCGCUUGGGCUCUAAUGGCUGUCCUCAAGGCAUUAUACUUGCUGCCAAUUGCUCCUCCUUCGAAAACCACUCCUUUCUCCUCAUUAUUUGCUUUGGGUGCUGUCAUGUCUUUCUCCACUGGGCUUGCCAAUGUCAGCUUAAAGCAUAAUAGUGUAGGUUUUUAUCAAAUGGCUAAGGUAGCUGUGACUCCAACAAUAGUUGUAGCAGAAUUUGUUCUUUUUCAGAAGAAGGUUUCCCAGCGAAAGGUUGUCACGCUGGUCGUUGUCUCAUUUGGUGUGGCUCUUGCAACUGUUACUGAUUUGGAGUUCAAUUUUUUUGGUGCUUGUGUAGCGCUAGCUUGGAUUAUUCCUAGCGCUGUGAAUAAAAUCCUUUGGUCAAAUUUACAACAGAGUGGAAACUGGACAGCUCUUGCGUUAAUGUGGAAGACGACCCCAAUAACCAUAUUUUUCUUUAUUGUUUUAAUGCCAUUGCUGGAUCCUCCGGGCCUUUUGUCUUUCAAUUGGGAUUUCAAGAACAGCAGUGCAAUUAUCAUAUCUGCUUUGUUCGGUUUUCUUCUUCAGUGGUCUGGUGCUUUGGCACUCGGUGCAACCUCGGCUCUCGCUCAUGUUGUGCUAGGUCAGUUCAAGACGAUUGUUAUAAUGCUCUCUGGUUACCUUGUAUUUAAAUCUGAUCCUGGAGUCACCAGCCUCUGCGGAGCUUUCAUUGCCCUCGGUGGGAUGUCAGUGUAUACUUACCUAGGGAUGAAAGAGUCAGCCUUUGGUGGCAAGAGAAAUCCCUCAAAUUCAAGGCAAAAUUCUCAUUUGCUGAAGUCCAAGGUUAUUAUAGAUGGACAAAAGCCGGAAACAAAGCCUAUGGAUUCUGUUUAAGUUGAAGAAUUGCCAUUCUGCUUGGUUUAAGAAGCCAUUUCAAGCACUAAGGCAGUUGGUGAACACACUUGUCGAGUUUCAUACACCAACCCGUUCACUCGGAAGCUUAAAAAGACUCGUACUUAAGUAGCAUUCCUUUGAGUCACUUUCUUUAGUUCUUGUGUGCUAUGAUUCUGUAGGCAAUUUUGGUAACUUCGUUUUGUCAUUGACCAGAUCCAUUUGUACGGAGGAACUACUAUUGAUUCUAAUUCUAGGCAAUUUUGGUCA
Molecule: messenger RNA, 1616 nt
Organism: Phragmites australis (common reed)
Lineage: Eukaryota; Viridiplantae; Streptophyta; Magnoliopsida; Poales; Poaceae
Exons: 7
Coding region: 195-1349 (384 amino acids)
Cellular component (GO): Golgi apparatus
Molecular function (GO): antiporter activity; UDP-xylose transmembrane transporter activity
Source: RefSeq, a predicted model, not a curated record